Molecule: messenger RNA, 1707 nt
Organism: Abrus precatorius (Indian licorice)
Lineage: Eukaryota; Viridiplantae; Streptophyta; Magnoliopsida; Fabales; Fabaceae
Product: protein HYPER-SENSITIVITY-RELATED 4-like
Exons: 2
Coding region: 172-1539 (455 amino acids)
Molecular function (GO): ATP hydrolysis activity; ATP binding
Source: RefSeq, a predicted model, not a curated record
AGCUAUUUCCUGAGCAUUAAAUCCAACGACUUGUGUGCCAAAAUGGAGAAAUGCAAAACGACAACGACGACGAGAAAACAACCAUGAUGUACUAAACGCAGGAGACGACUCUGACCAACGAAAUCGUCGUUCUCUUUCACUAUCCAUUCCAUUACGAUACUGAUACCUACAAUGACUCUUAAACUUCAAACAGUGAUCUCCACCGCCGCCUCCGUCGCGGCCACCGCCAUGCUCCUCCGUUCCUUGACCAGAGACUACCUCCCUCACGACCUCCACCACUACCUCCACUCCAAACUCUCGAAAAUCCUCACUGCACUCUCCUCCGAAAUCACCCUCGUCAUCAACGAAUUCGAAGCCCUAACAAACAACCACCUCUUCCACGCCGCACUACUCUACCUCAAACCCCACACCACACCCAACACAAAGCGCUUCAGAGCCACCAUGCCUGCGAAAUCCUCGCACAUCUCCCUCCUCAUCGACCGCAACAACGAAAUCUCCGACACCUUCAACGGCGUCCAAUUCAACUGGAAGCUCGUCUCCGAACAAAUCCCCUCCAAAUACAUCCAAUCCGACGAUUACCACUCCACCUUGAGAUCGGAGGUUCGAUUCUUCGAAUUGCGGUUCCACAAGAAGCACAAGGAGAUGGUGUUGCGAGAGUACUUACAACACGUGAUGGAGAAGGCGAAAGAGGCGAGGGAGAAGAGGAAGACGCUGAAGCUCUUCACUCUGAGGGAUCGGAGAAUGGGAGGGAGGAGGCGCGAGAUGUGGCAGGGCGUGAAUUUGGAUCAUCCUGCGACGUUUGAGACUUUGGCGAUGGAUUCAGAUAUGAAGAGUAUGAUAAUGGAGGAUUUGGAUAGGUUUGUGGAGAGAAGGGGUUUGUAUAGGAGUGUGGGGAAAGCGUGGAAACGUGGGUACUUGCUUUCUGGGCCUCCUGGGACUGGAAAAUCGAGCUUGAUUGCUGCAAUGGCUAAUUAUCUGAAUUUUGAUGUUUAUGAUUUGGAGUUGACUGAUGUUAAGCGUAAUUCUGAGUUGAGGAAGUUGUUGAUUGCGACGGCGAAUCGUUCUAUUCUUGUGGUGGAAGAUAUUGAUUGUUCCCUUGAGCUCCAUGAUAGGCUUAAGCCGAAACCAGUGAUUACACUUACAGCAACCACUAUGCCCCACCACCUAUUUGAUGAUCAAAAACCCCAGGUGACUUUAUCGGGAUUUCUGAAUUUCGUAGAUGGGUUGUGGUCGAGCUGUGGGGAUGAGCGGAUCAUAGUGUUCACAACCAAUCACAAAGAGAAAUUGGACCCUGCUCUGUUGCGCCCUGGCCGAAUGGAUGUGCACAUCGACAUGACAUACUGCACCCCAUGCGGGUUCAAAAUGCUGGCUUCCAAUUACCUCGGGAUCACACAACACCCACUUUUUGAUGAAGUAGACAAGUUGCUAGGGACGACGAAUGUCACUCCUGCAGAGGUGGGUGAGCAGUUUUUGAAGUAUGAGGACCCUGAAAUUGCUGUCAAAAGCCUGCUCCAUCUCCUUAUAGAGAAGGGCAAUUAGAUUUAAUACAAGCGUCUUUUGUAUCAAAAACUAAAUAAACAACAACAGAAAAAGGGAACAACUAUAAGCGUGACUGACACAACAGGUGAAUGUGGUAUUUUAAGGAUUACACUAAUCUGACCCCUUUUUAUAGGGUCAAUUUUUUUUUUAAAUAUGGCCUUUUAUUAU